Uncinocarpus reesii 1704 is the source of this 1560-nucleotide messenger RNA. RefSeq lists its product as uncharacterized. NCBI's taxonomy places the organism in Eukaryota, Fungi, Ascomycota, Eurotiomycetes, Onygenales, Onygenaceae. Gene Ontology annotation, biological process: DNA-templated transcription; regulation of transcription by RNA polymerase II. The transcript has 2 exons. The record is from RefSeq and is a predicted model, not a curated record. Bases 1 to 1560 code for a protein of 519 amino acids. Gene Ontology annotation, molecular function: zinc ion binding; DNA-binding transcription activator activity, RNA polymerase II-specific; RNA polymerase II cis-regulatory region sequence-specific DNA binding. Gene Ontology annotation, cellular component: nucleus.
AUGCCCCCGCAAGUUCAAAAUGGAGCGAUGUAUGCAUAUCCGGACAAAGCUGCCAUAUGGUUAUCAAAGUUUCGCGGCGAAACGCAUUGGGCUGUUUAUAUGAGGGAGUUUAACUCAAUAUUUUUCCCUAACGACAAUUCCAUGGAAUUUCCGCCCCUUCCACAGAUACAUAUCGACUUCGACGAUUCUCAUGGUGUCGUAUCGAAUUUCAACAAGAUUUUGACCAAUCCAAAGAGCUACAUCCUCUCGAUCAUACCCGAUCAAAAUCAGAUCCAAGUUUACGUGGAGAAUUAUCUCUGUACCGUAGAACGGAUCUACCGCAUUUUACACGUUCCGUCGUUCCGCAAGGAGGUAGAUGCGUUCUGGGCAAAUGACCAAGCACCCAGAUCGGACUGGCUGGCACAGUUUCUGAUGGUGAUUGGCAUCGGCUGUCUGACAACUCCACAUGCAAACAUCAAACGAGUGGCCCGAAUUCUAAAAGCAGCGGAAACAUGUCUACUACAGAUGCACCACAUUUUGAACCCGACAUUUCUCACCAUAAACGCUCUCUGCAUGAUGGUGAUUUCUAAACAUAUUGGUGCGAUGUCGUGCCAUGAAUACGAUUCGUGCGGGCCGCUCAUGGGGAUUGUGAUGCGGCACGCUAUGUCCCUAGGCCUACACUGUGACCCAACUUUCAGUGGCAACAAAGUUUCCCCUUUCGAGGCAGAAAUGCGAAGAAGGAUGUGGACGACAAUUGUGCAUCUCGAAUUACAGCAGUCCAUCGUUAGUGGGGCGCCGCCUCUUCUCAAAAAAGGUGACUAUAGCACGCUCCCGCCGUCGAAUCUGAAUGACGAAGAUCUUGACCCGUCAAGAGAAGAAGCGUUCGUCCCUGCACCAGAUUUUGAGUUUACGGAUUCAUCGUUCCAGAUUAUUCUCGCAAAUUCAUUCACCACAGCGUUUGAGAUUGUCUGCGCUGCCAAUUCUUUAUCGGAAAUAAUCAACUAUGACAGGGUAACCAGUCUUGAUGCUCUCAUACGGGAAUUUCUCAUGGAAACUUGCUUGCUCCGAAAUAGUUUACCCAUGUGGUCGGUUAGUGUAGAAAAACACUGGAAAGCUCUGCAGAUAUCCACCCUUGAGCUGACCUUCCGACGUCUCCUACUAAUUCUCCAUCAACGAUAUGCCCGCCAGCGCGAGGCAAACAUCGAGUAUCCCACGUCUUACUGGUCUGCACUAGAAUGCUCGUUGGCAAUUCUAGUCCACCAAAGACAGGUUCAUGAGGACCCUGUCCACAAUGAAUCGGCAAAGUGGUUCGCAGAACUCUUCAAGAGCGAUUUCUUUAUGGCAAUCAUGAUGGUUGGUAUCCAGCUCUGUCGACGGGAUAAUCCGGUGUCGGACAAAAGGGAGCCUACAGCGAAAUCCAGCGGAUGUUAUAAUCCAAUUGUAUCACCGAGAUCGACUAUAUUACAGACGUUGAAAUGGUGCCAGGAUAUUUGGUCGAGUAAACUGGCUCGAUCGUUCUGCCAAUCCAAAGUAAACGAUAUUAUCGGAAGGAUAAUAAUAACUGUGGAACUUGAAACUUAA